CAGCCGUCUCCGAUAAAUACGCAUGCGCGCAGUAUACAAAAUGUCGGGAGGAUCGGAAAGGUUAAAAACGAGAAGGAAUUUGUCUACAGAAAGCUCAGUCAUGGCAUAUCAGUUUUGCUGUCUCUGUCCGGAUAUUUAAGAAGCAGAGCAAGGGAUUCAAUCGAAUAUCCUUCCUGCUCAGACAGUGGGAAUGGAUUCACUUGGUCAUCUCAACUGAAGGUACAUCAGCGAGUUCACACUGGGCAAGGACAUUCAUCUAUUCUGUGUGUGAGAAAGGAUUCAGUCGGUCUGCCCACCUGUGGACACACCAAUCAAUUAACACCGGGCAGAGGCUAGUCAUCUGCUGAAGUUCUGGGAAAGGAUUCACUCCAUCAUCUGACCUCAUAGCACACCAGCGAGUUCACACCAGAGAGAGGCAGUUCACCUGCUCGGACUGGGAAGGGGUUCACUUGGUCGUCUGAACUACUGAGACACCAACGAGUUCACACUGGGGAGAAGCCGUUCACCUGCUCCGUCUGUGGGAUGAGAUUCACUGAUUCAUACACACUACAAAGUCACCAGCGAGUUCACACUGGGGAGAGGCCAUUCACCUGCUCCGUCUGUGGGAUGAGAUUCACUGAUUCAUACAUACUACAAAGUCACCAGUGAGUUCACACUGGGGAGAGGCCGUUCACCUGCUCAGACUGUGGGAAGGGAUUCACACAGUCAUCCAACCUGCAGAGUCACCAGCGAGUUCACACUGGGGAAAAGCCUUUCACCUGCUCAGUCUGUGGGAAGAGAUUCACUCGGUCAUCUGACCUAAUGGCUCACCAGCGAGUACACACCGGAGAGCGGCCGUUCACCUGCUCGGACUGUGGGAAGGGAUUCUCUUUAUCUUCUCGCUUACUGACACAUCAGCGAGUUCACACUGGGGUGAAGCCGUUCAUCUGCUCAGUCUGUGAGAAGAGAUUCACUCACUCUUCCACGCUACAGAGACACAAGCUUGUUCACACUGGGGAGAAGCCGUUCACCUGCUCAGUCUGUGGGAAGGGAUUCACUCAGUCAUCCAGUCUGCAGAAUCAUCAGCGAGUUCACACUGGGGAGAAGCCGUUCACCUGCUCAGAAUGUGGGAAGGGAUUCACUGAGUCAUCACACCUACAGAGACACCAGCGAGUUCACACUGGGGAGAAGCCAUUCACCUGCUCAGUCUGUGAGAAGAAGUUCACUAACUCUUCCACCCUACAGAGUCAUCAGCGAGUUCACACUGGGGAGAAGCCAUUCACAUGCUCAGUCUGUGAGAAGGGAUUCACUCAUUCUUCCACCCUACGGAGACACCAUCGAGUUCACACUAGGGAGAAGCCAUUUACCUGCUCAGUCUGUGGGAUGAGAUUCACUGAUUCAUCCUACCUGCAGAGUCACCAGCGAGUUCACACUGGGGAGAAGCCAUUCACCUGCUCAGUCUGUGGGAAAGGAUUCACUCUGUUAUCCAACCUGCAGUGUCAUCAGCGAGUUCACACUGGGGAGAAGCCAUUCACCUGCUCAGACUGUGGGAAGGGAUUCACUGUUUCAGCUAGCCUAAUGGCACACCAGCGAGUUCACACCGGGCAGCGGCCGUUCACCUGCUCAGACUGUGGGAAGGGAUUCACUUUGUCAUCUAAACUACUGAAACACCAGCGAGUUCACACUGGGGAGAAGCCGUUCACCUGCUCAGUCUGUGAGAAGAGAUUCAGUGACUCUUCCGCCCUACAGAGACACCAGCGAGUUCACACUGGGGAGAAGCCAUUCACCUGCACAAUCUGUGGGAAGGCAUUCACUCAGUCAUCCCACCUACAGAGUCAUCAGCGAGUUCACACUGGGGAGAAGCCAUUCACCUGCUGAGAAUGUGGGAAAGGAUUCGCUCAGUCAUCCCAACUACUGGCACACCAGUAAGCUCACAAUGGGGAGUGGCCGUUGUUAUGAUUCCCCAGGUUUCGUUUACUGUGGACUGUCAUUUUGAGAGAAAGAGAGAGAGAUAAAGAAGGUGAAUCAGUCUGACUUGCAGCUUGUUUACAUCGCUCGCAGCUUGUUUAAUUUUAACCAAGGACACGGACACUCAGAGUGAGACGGAGAUGAAGGAUGAAAAAUGGAAGGUUCAAAACAAGGGAAAUAGUGGCCAAAGCUCAUGGUUUAGAAUGUCCCUACGCCCACAAGUGUGGGUUAAUUAUCAUUUCAGCAUACAUCGAAUGUGUGGUUGUCACCUCUUUUGAUCCAUGGGAGUGGAUCGGAUUUGGGGUAUCCUGUGAAGACCACUUAUGUGUUAACCCUUGCCUAGUUGUGGUGUGGUAAUUCACUCGAAGACAAUACCACUUUUGACAUGUCACUUUCGGUGGUAAUUCGUAUGUGGAUUUGGAACACGACCGAUAAAAUCUACAGUGACUGUUCUCUCAUUUUACCACCAUGGAACCUGUGGAAUUUGACAUAAUUGCCUUCUCUUAACAUUUACCCAGGAUUACAAAUAUCUCCCUCUCAUCACCUAUUCUGUGGUUGAAUUGAACUUUCGUACUUUACCAUCUCAAGACUCCAAGCCUUGUUUCCCCUGAGCUCAAUAGUUUUGGAGUUACAUUUACACACAUAUAUAUACAUAACAAUGUUCACUUUUGUUUAUCUUGCUUAAGUUACUAUAUUAAAAGUAGAUUCUAAUAACGGUAGUUUUAACAUCAAAAACAGACUCCACGUAUAUCUAUUGCUGCUAGUUCGUUUCUAAAGCGUAACGAUUCAUAACAAAAUUGGGGCCUGCGUCCAGGAUAUGAACAGGUUUGGGGCGUAUUGAUUAAUUAUCGAUUUCAUUGGGGAAAUCCCUUUUGAUUUAUUUGUGUGUGGAAAAUCAGCAGCAGAUGCUGAUAGGUUUGUGGAAGCGCCAACCUCUGAGGCAUUAGAGGACGCCAGAAAGGUUGAGUUGUUGAGUAUUGCUCGGAGGUUAAAACUUGCUAUGUUGAAAUUAACAAUGAGGAGGGCACAGGUGCAGAGGAUAAUAGCUGAACAUUAUGUAUCUGAGGGAUUGUUUAAAGUGGAGGAGUUGUAGGUGUAUCCUAAAAGUAAACCUAGUGAGCUUGAACUCCUGUACGUGAGAAAAAUUAAAGAUGGAGGCUGCGGAAAGGCAAAGGCAGUUUGAGGUGAGAGACGCAGAAAAACAGAGAGAAGAAGCAGAAAAACACAAGGAGGAAGCAGAAAGACAGAGGCUGUUCGAGCUGGAAAAGAUAGAGAGAUUUCAGCAAAGGGGUCCAGCGUUAGACUCUGGUGAUAAGUUUGAGGCCAGUUGUGAAGUUAAACUGGUACCUCCAUUUGACAUGGCGGUGGUUGAUAAAUACUUCCAGCAUUUUGAGAAGGUUGCCCAAUAGAAGGUUGGUCCUCUUACAAAGUGUAAUUAAGGGGGAGGCUCAGCCUAUUAUGCUUUGACAAUCGAUGAAGCAGCUGAGUAUGACAUAGUGAAACAGGCUGUGUUCAAAGCUUAUGAGUUGGUCCCAGAAUCCUACAGGCAGAAGUUUAUAAA
Messenger RNA from Hypanus sabinus (Atlantic stingray), 3508 nucleotides. Its product is annotated as oocyte zinc finger protein XlCOF6-like. Lineage: Eukaryota; Metazoa; Chordata; Chondrichthyes; Myliobatiformes; Dasyatidae. The record is from RefSeq and is a predicted model, not a curated record. Bases 802 to 1857 code for a protein of 351 amino acids. Gene Ontology annotation, cellular component: nucleus. Gene Ontology annotation, molecular function: RNA polymerase II transcription regulatory region sequence-specific DNA binding; DNA-binding transcription factor activity, RNA polymerase II-specific. The transcript has 2 exons. Gene Ontology annotation, biological process: regulation of transcription by RNA polymerase II.